Molecule: messenger RNA, 3672 nt
Organism: Orbilia oligospora ATCC 24927
Lineage: Eukaryota; Fungi; Ascomycota; Orbiliomycetes; Orbiliales; Orbiliaceae
Exons: 2
Coding region: 1-3672 (1223 amino acids)
Molecular function (GO): protein binding
Source: RefSeq, a predicted model, not a curated record
AUGCCGGCAUCCUAUCCUUCCAAUUACCCCCCGCGAGUAGACCAUUAUCAGACAAUGGAAGCCACCCCCAAGGCCAUCCCAGAAACUAGCCCUGAGACUACAACAGAGGAUAAGCUUGACAGGAUCGCACGCGAACUUCACUUUUGUCCUAAUCGUAUCUGGCAAAUGGUAAAAGACCUCGAAGAGAAUGCCAUGGUGAAGAUCCUCGAAUUUCUUGUCCGUCUCCGGCGGAAGAAAGAUUCUAUCGGAUCGCAGGUGGGUCACGAAAUAUGCGGUUUCGAAUUCUGUGAAAAAGCACGCAUAGAUUUCACAGGAGUCGUGCAGCGACAUGUCUGCGAUGACAAAGAUUGCGAGCAAUACGAAUUCAAAAUGUCACUUCUGGAUGAAGCCGUAGAGGAAGGAGAGCUCACAGCCUGGGAAUUGGAUUGCAGCAAGCCGAUCGAGCGGCCAACUCCCUACAUGGCGGUGUCCCAUGUUUGGUCAGAUGGGACAGGAAGUGGGCCGUGGGCAUCAGGGAAAGUCAAUAAAUGCUUAUAUGACUUUUUUUCCGACAUCGCGACGCGAUUCCAAUGUGAUGGGAUAUGGUGGGAUACAAUCAGCAUCCCAACUGGAAAGACUACCCGUGGCAAGGCUAUCGCCACUAUGCAUCGGAACUACGAAAGUGCCCGAAUAACUCUAGUCCAUGAUGCUUUUCUUCGUGAAUGGGAGUGGGUUGACGCAGUGACUGCAUGCUUCGCAAUUUCAAUGUCACCAUGGUUUAGCAGAGGAUGGACCGCCCUGGAGCUGGUGAAAUCUCCGAAGGUCAAAAUUAUAUUUAGGCAUAACGUGAUCAAGGAUCUCGACCAGGAUAUCCUCAGCAAAGUCGACCCAUCGAUCCCCGAACAUAGGAUUCUGUCCGAAAAAAUAAAAAACCUACGGGGAGGUGCCAUAGCCUCUAUUGACCGGCUCUUGGGGGUGCUUAGGGCACGAAGUACAUCUUGGCCUCGCGACAUUGCCAUUAUUUCGGCCCAAUUGGUCGGCGCCUCAGUAGAACCGAGUCUAUCACAGCAGGAAAUUUAUCGAGAAGCUCUCAAGAAGGUCGGCGAAAUAAAAUCGUCACACCUCUUUCACAACUCUUUGACAAUGGUUGGAGAUUUUCAAUGGUGUCCGACAAAUUUGCUCGAAAUGCCCCCGGCCUCACCCAAAGAUUCGACGCUAAAAAUCACAAAGAAAGGAGGCCUAAAUGGCCGGUGGCUAUGGUCUUCAGAUAUCAAGGUUAUAAAAAACCUAGUCAUCUUGGAAAACAUGCACCGUGUACAGCGUUCCAGGGUAACUAGGAUUUUACGGAACUCGGAUAGCCCCCAACACCAAUACCGGAUUUUAAUAGACCCCAAAUAUAAGAAGGAGUCAGGGCUUAAGGCAUUGCUUGUUUUGGAAGGAACGCGACGAGGGGGGCCAAUGCAUGUUGAGUUCGUUGCGUCUCUGAAGUUUCACAGCCGAAUGGAAGCUUUGAAAUUGAAAAUAGACUGGAAUGAAUCAAAUGUGACGAUAGUCGGAAAUAAUUCCAACAGAAUACAAAGCACCAUACUCCCUGUAACACCACCCCCGCUGCAGCGCGCAGAGCCAUCAGACAAUAAUAAUGCGGACAACAAGGCCAAGCUUGAGGCCGCGAAUCCGGAUGAGAAUACAGAGCUUCAUAUGGCAGCGCAGAGCGGGGAUACGGAAGGUAUCCAGAAGCUAUUGACGAGCACCAGUCCAUUUGAGACAAACAAAUUUGGCAUGACUCCGUUACAUCUAGCCGCGCGAGAUGGACGAACGAAAUUCGUCAAGGAAUUGCUGUUACACCAUGAUUUUAUGCAUGAGGCACCGCCUUUUGAUUAUCAGGACGACGACUCAUGGACACCACUAGAUCAUGCGAUUUGGCAAUGUCACGAAGGGGUAACUAAAGCAAUAUUUGAGCAUCGGCACUUCUCGCCAGAAGACUUAAACGAUCAAGAUGAAAUCGGACAAACAAUGCUGCAUCUUGCUGCGGAGAGAGCAAACCGAACUAUCAUCAAAGGGUUCCAGCUCGAAGACCUACGUGGUCGCAAGGUGAUGAUGGAUAUUGUCUGUGAAUCCAAUCAAAAUGUUUUCCACCGAGCAGCUUUGGGAGGUAGCCGUGAAGUAAUCAAAGAACUAUGGAAGAAAGUAGUGGAAUUUUAUGAAAAGGAUAAAUAUCAGGCCUCUAAAAUGAUGCUGGAGGCACUGGACGACAAUGACCGAACACCUCUACACAUAGCCGUGCAACAAGGGAAUUUUGAUGCAGCUUGCGAACUGGCGGAUCUGGCACCUCAUGUUCUAGAGAUUGAGGACUGUGAUAAUUUAACACCGUUGGAAAUAGCUAUCGAUAAUAACGAUGAUGAGAUAGUGCAAGAGCUCCACGAAAGAAUCAUUAGCAACGAACUAUCUUCCGUCACGGGGCAUGUAUAUCUCAACAUCGUAAAAAAACUCACGGCAGGCAUACCAGCUGGGCAUAAAAGCCUAGAGAGCAGAAACCGCGGAGGAAAAACGCCGCUGGCGUUGGCGGCGUACAAUGGCUGGGCUUCCGUGGUGGAGCGCCUUCUAAGAAAAAAAGCGAACCCAGAAGCUAAAGACAACGAAGGGAAAACACCGCUUCAACUGGCCCUGAAGGAUGCCGAGGACGAUGAUAUCGAUAGCUUCGUGGUCGCGAAACUGCUUCUGAGAUCAAGGGAUCAGGAGCACUUGAUCGAAAAGUUAACCACCAGUGAGGCUAGCCAGGUUUUACGAAUGGCACUACAACAAAGAACUCAGGGCAUAGCAAAAUUGGCUCUCGAAAGGUCCCGAGCUGAUGUUCACUCUUCGGGAGGCACAUUAACACCAUUCGAGUACGCAAUCGAGUGGGGGGACCAAGAGAUAUUAGAUCUUCUCAUCCAAAAAACUCCCCCGAUUCCGGAUUCAAAUAUCGAUAAGACUAUAAAUCUUAUUUUAGAAAAACCAGGCUCGGCUGCGAUAUUGUCUAAGUUGAUUAAAGCCAACAUCCUGCCACUCGACGGAAACAACAGAAGGAAGGUGAUAUUGGACUAUGCAGCGAAGAAUGGACAUAUAGAUCUGAUGGAACAAAUACUGGAAAAGGUUUUGAUGGUAGAUUAUACGGCUUCGGAUAGCACUACGCCAUUAUUCGACGCUAUAUGCUUUCUCAGUUUUACUGGGCAUGUUCGGAUCGAGGUUGUAUUCCAGAGAGGUACAAGGUUUGGAAGUCCACAAAAUUGUCACCAGCCAGAAACCUUUCUCAUUGAAAAUACAAGAGAGCAAAUUGUCAAGAAACUUCUCGAAUUGGGUGCAAAACCGGGGGCCACCGACGAAAAUAGACAAACUCCUUUGUUCCAAGCUGUAAAACGGGGGUAUCCGGGAAUUGUAAAGCUGCUCCUCGAUCACGGCGCGAAUGUUAACACUCGAGAUAGCGAGGGGAAAACGCCACUAUUUUUCGCCAACUAUGAAACGACAAAGCUUUUGAUUGACCGCGGAGCUAGUUCCGAAGUACUUGAUAAGAAUAAAAAAUCAAUACUUCAAUAUGCAAUAGAUCAAGGGGAUACAAGGGCACUUGACAUCUACUCUAAAAAGGGUAUCAAAAAUAAAAACAAGGCACAGGAAGUUCGGGACUAUUUGCAAAAGCAUCCCGGCCGUAGGAACUAA